UUUCCGUAAUCUGGAUGAUUUGACAAUAUCUCCCCGGUGCAGAACCUUCAUCCGAACGGGCUAUAUUAGGUACCGACACUUAAAGGUGUUACCACACACCAGUCAUUACAAUGUCACGACUCGUCGCUGUAAAAUAAGAUACCUGUCAGACUGAACCCAGUCAGUCCGGCUCCAACCGUCCUUGUGUCGUCACGGUGCCCUUAGUUUAACGUCUUGUCAUGUGGGUGUUCGGCUACGGGUCCCUGAUAUGGAAAGUGGAUUUUCCAUAUGAGGAGAAGCGAAUAGGCUACAUUAAAGGCUUCAGUCGUCGGUUCUGGCAGGGAAGUACCGACCACCGGGGAGUACCGGGCAAGCCCGGCCGCGUCGUGACACUGGUGGAGGAUCCUGAGGGGUGCGUUUGGGGCGUCGCCUACAAGCUGCCGACGGGCCGGGAGCAGGAAGUGAAGACCUACCUCGACUACCGAGAAAAAGGUGGUUACCAGGCCAUCACGGUGACCUUUUACCCCCGUCCACCACUCGCCCCCCCGCCCAACCAGACGCUGCUCUACAUCGGCUCUCACGACAAUCCGGACUACCUCGGCCCCGCCCCUCUGGAAGAGAUAGCCAACCAGAUUGUCAGCUCCACCGGUCAGAGCGGGCAGAACACAGAGUACCUGUUUGAGCUGGCUGAUGCUGUAAGGACGAUUCUGCCUGAGGACUCAGACGCACACCUCUUCUCUCUAGAAACUUUAGUGAGGGAAAGACUGCAGAAUGGGCACAAACACUCACACACUCAAACGGGUUGAUUAUAAUUCAGAUGACUUGAUCAAUGAUAUAUACCAGGAUGGAUUUGUGUAAUUAUCUCAGGGUUUAAGCUUCACUUGCGGCCAAUCAGAAUAAUUGUCUAGUGCAGAAGAAUACGUCGAUAUGGUCUGUUUUUAUCCGUUAGUGUCACAUGAUAAGAAACACAUUACACUGCGUAUUAUAUGUAUUUAAAGCUGCUUCAAAAUCUGAACAAAUGACAAAUACAUAAAGGAACUGUAACUGGAAUCUAACCUGAUUUAAUCUAAACUAAUAUUUUGAGAAGCUGCUUCUGGAUAAACUUGUAGAUUUACCGCCUGUUCAACAUUUAGCAGCACAAAAGAAGAAUGUCUUAAACAAAUAAACACUUUAUUCCGACUGAAUAUAUCUGCAUUCA
Messenger RNA from Acanthopagrus latus (yellowfin seabream), 1177 nucleotides. RefSeq names its product ChaC, cation transport regulator homolog 2 (E. coli) (gene chac2). The record is from RefSeq and is a predicted model, not a curated record. Bases 219 to 785 code for a protein of 188 amino acids. Gene Ontology annotation, cellular component: cytoplasm. NCBI's taxonomy places the organism in Eukaryota, Metazoa, Chordata, Actinopteri, Spariformes, Sparidae. The transcript is spliced from 3 exons. Gene Ontology annotation, biological process: glutathione catabolic process. Gene Ontology annotation, molecular function: glutathione specific gamma-glutamylcyclotransferase activity; gamma-glutamylcyclotransferase activity.